AUGGGCCCCUCUCGAUCUCCCUCUCCGUCGCUCUCCUCCCCGCCCUCCGAGAUCCGCAUCCUCACCCUCAAUUGCUGGGGCCUCAAAUAUCUCGCCAAAUACCGCCAUGAACGACUGUCGGAGAUCGGCCGUCAACUCGCUCUCGCCGAUCCUCCUCCCCAAAUUGUCGGUCUGCAAGAAUGCUGGACGCAGCAAGACUACGAGAGCAUCCGCCAGCAAACCAGCCACAUCCUCCCCUACGGCAAGUUCUACUUUGGCGGCAUCUUCGGUGCGGGACUAGCCAUACUCUCCAAAUGGCCCAUUGAAGAAAGUACCAUGUACGCCUACCCAUUGAACGGCCGGCCUACUGCCUUCUUCCGCGGCGACUGGUUCGUCGGCAAGGGCGUCGCCUGCGCGCGCAUCCGUUUCGGACCAGGCGUCGGCGACGUCGCAGAGGUAUUCUGCACGCACCUUCACGCCCCCUACGAACGAGAGCCCAACGACUCGUACAUCUGCCACCGAACGGCGCAGGCGUGGGAGAUCGCCAAGCUGAUGCGUGGCGCGGCGGAGCGGGGACAUCUCGUCAUCGGACUCGGUGAUUUCAACAUGAUCCCCUCGAGUUUUGCGCACCAGCUCAUCCACGCGCAUGCGCCCGUCCGCGAUGUCUGGCAGGUCCUGCAUCCGGACUCGUCUGUUGGUGCCGCGAUCGACCCGCCCGAGCAGAGACGCAACAGGCCCGUGCCCACGGCGGAGUUCAACCUGGUCGAGAACGGCGCCACCUGCGACGGCAAGUUCAAUACCUGGCGGUGGAGUAAGGAGGAUCGCAAGCGUCUGGAGAAAGGAGAGGAUGUGGUCGUCGAUAAGGACGCGCCCUGUCCCCGGGGGAAGAGGUUGGAUUACAUCUUCGUCGGGGACGGCGGGUACCCGCCUGCCUAUCCCGCUCCGCGGUGGUCGGUCCAAUCCGUCGGCGUGGGCAUGACACAGCGGCACCCGACACUGCGUUGCUCGCUGAGCGACCACUUUGCCGUUGAAGCUGUCAUCAGCCGGAUGGCCUCUCAGACAACAGAACCGAAGGAAGCUGUGCAUCCCGUAUCCAGUGCCCCAAACGCCAGCUGUACGCCGGACACAUACGACCGCAUAAUAGAAAUGAUUGCCAAGUACGUCCGCCGCGAACGCUCCCAGCGCCGCUGGCGCUUGGCCCAUUUCGUGGCGUCGGUUAUUGUCUCGAUCGGCUGCUUUGUUGGGUCCUGGUGGACCGGCGACCAUCUCCCGUAUGUGGCCUUCAUCUUGUGUCUGGUGAGUACGCUGAGCUUCGGGGCGGGUAUCUUGGAUGGGCUGAUUGGGGGUUUAUUUGUGUCGAGUGAGUUGCGGGCGCUCAAGGAGUUUGAGUGGGAGGUACGCAAUGCGAAACGCAUCGUUGAGCAAGCGGGUGCCCGGGGAACGACCAAGAUUGAGGAGAGUCCAUGA
Aspergillus viridinutans is the source of this 1446-nucleotide messenger RNA. Its product is annotated as inositol phosphosphingolipid phospholipase. Gene Ontology annotation, cellular component: cytoplasm. The coding region runs from base 1 to 1446 and encodes 481 amino acids. Lineage: Eukaryota; Fungi; Ascomycota; Eurotiomycetes; Eurotiales; Aspergillaceae. Gene Ontology annotation, molecular function: sphingomyelin phosphodiesterase activity. The record is from RefSeq and is a predicted model, not a curated record. The transcript has a single exon.